Phytophthora nicotianae INRA-310 is the source of this 2698-nucleotide messenger RNA. RefSeq lists its product as hypothetical. Bases 367 to 2679 code for a protein of 770 amino acids. Lineage: Eukaryota; Oomycota; Peronosporomycetes; Peronosporales; Peronosporaceae. The transcript has 2 exons. The record is from RefSeq and is a predicted model, not a curated record.
AGAUGGUGUUGGUUCUCAUAGUGGAGCAUAUCUACUUGAUACCAAACAAAUGAGCACUCACUAAAUCAAACUCGAACUCGAAUAGAGUGAUUUGACGUUGAUUCGUGAUUCCGCUGACUGGUAAAUCUGGCAGCAUCAGCUGAAAAUAGGCGAUGGUAGGACACUGGAAAUAGCAGUCGCUUCAUGUCGUCUUAUGCCUGCCUACACACCAGCAUCACUCUGCCAGAUCAGCUCGAGGACGACCAUCGUUGUUAAAAUAAGCAUCAAGCCUAUUACUACUACAUAAGUCGACAGAACAUUCGAGUCUCGAAAGCACGGAAUUCGAACGCACCGAGCCGCGCUAUUAGUUCCCGUCGUUAGAUAAUCAUGGCGUCCAGCAUUCCGAAGCCACGAGCAUCAAUGACUGUGACGCAAGGAUUGUCCCCUGUAAUGAAAGUGCCUCUGAACAGCCGGGUGGUGCUGUCUCGAAGACGCACUGGCACCGUGAAAUAUGUUGGAAAACUGGUUAAUGAAUCGGGCGAAUGGUACGGUGUGGCGCUGGAUGAACCCAAAGGCGAUAGCGACGGCAUGAGGGGGAAAGAUCGAUACUUCCAUUGUCCAGCAAACCACGGUGUCUUUGUGCGGCGGAAGGAGAUCAACUACGUCAAAGAACCAGGGACCUUUUCCAAGGGUCCGCCCUCUCCCGUCACGGAUGAUAGCAGCAGCAGUAGUAGUAGCAACGUAUCGACGGAUCAGCAAGAAGUGAAUCUAACCAACGUCCAUCCUGUUCCAACUAGCACCGAGAGUCCGACCUCGCCUUUAAUGACAACGUUUAAGGGUUUCAGAAAGCAGCUGGACUUCAUUUCUCUCAAGACAACGGGUCCAGGCCGUACCAGGGAGUCGAGUCCACUCGCAUCGCCAGUCUCGAGUUCACCAUCGUCUCCGACAGCGAAAUCCGGGUUGAAGCCACCAUCGCCGUUCCGGCGGUUUUCAUCCUUCUCCCAAGGUCUACCAAUUCCUGGAGGCCCAGGAAGCCCAACUAACAAGACUGCUUCAGCAUCGCCUGAGUAUCGAAGAAGACCGUCUGGUAUCUCGUUAUCACCCAAGCCAUCCCCCGUUCGACGAAUCAAUAGCUUUAGGGUGCCGUCUUCAGAAGACAAUGAAAACUCUAUUCGACCCGUUGAAACCACGUCUCCGUCAUCACCAGACCACUUCAGCAGCUUCCAGUAUUCACCUUCCAACCACUUUCCAGUGACAGAGGAGCCCACCGACACCUCAACAAUGGCUGAAAAUGAAGUAUUGCCUCCUCAACUACAUGUAGUCUCGCCAGAGAUGGAGAUCCUCCCAAUAACGGACAUCAUGGAACACCGACCUGUAGCUACUCCAAUUAUUGACGAUGAACACAAUGACGUUCAAGUCUUGAGAGCAGAGAGCGUUCAAGUUUCUCCAAGCCACCUCGAUAGUGUAUUUCCAGAUGAAAGUAUCGCAUCUGCGGAAUUUAUCAACGCAAUGCCAACGAGUGAUCUAGCCCAAGAGCAAACGACGCAGAGUGAUUCCCUCCUUAAACGUGUCAUGGCGGCAUUUCACAUUCCACCCAUCGAUGUUAGUGCAGUAGCUGAUGCCAGCACCACCAGCGACUCACCAGCUUCGUCGCCACGACAGGAACCCGAACACUCAAGUUCAAUCCGAGACACCGACACUAGCGAUGAAGACGGCCAAGCACUAUCAUCCGAUAGAACUUGCUCCUUUCGGUUGGCUCGAUCGAGCAGCUUCCGCGUACCCUCAAUUGAUGUACAGAGUUCCCCAUCGUCAUCACCUGAAAGCUCUCCACCAAGACCCAACCGCAACAGCACACUGAACGAUAGCAAAGGCUCGCCUACGAGUAUCACCGUGCCUGGUCCUCGGGAUGGUAUCAGUAAGACGUCGACAGGUUCGGAUUCCAAGCAACGAGUUGGUUCCAAAUCGCCACGAAGUCCGCGUGGUCGUCAAGACCUCACUACAGUGGAGUCGCUCUCUCCAGACAAGAAGCUAGUUGAGGGUGCUGGAGAGAGACCGCUAUUCUUCCGACGGAUGAACGUAGGUCGGUCCCCAAUCGAGCGUCGGUCAAGCUGCAGUUCCUUCUCGACUUCGUCUCCGUCACCGCCAAAGCUGUCGAUCUCCAGUAAUACCGCAAGUGCAGCAUUCCGGUCGACUCGAGUGGAAGAAUUGGAGAGAGAGAUCAGCAUCAUGCGCUCAAGCCACGAGAAUAUCGUCGCUGUGUUGCGAGCUACUAACAAGCAACACGCUGCCAAUGUUCUCGAGUUGCGAGCGCAGGUGGCGGCACUGACAGAAGGGAAUCUGUUACUGGAGCGACAACUGACAGCCAAAGGUGAACUGGUUCGAGAACUUCGCGAGAUGGAAAAACAACACCAGCGUGACACCGUUAGCGUCAGUGAAGUCCAGAAGAUCCUGGAGAUCAAGGACACGCAGAUCCAGACUCUGGAGCGAGAAAUGGGUCAACUCCGACAGCGACUGGCACGUCUCGAGUCGGACAAGGACAGUCAGUUGUAUAAGCAGUUCCAACACUACGAGUCACGCCGUGAGCGUGACGAGAAGCGUAUAAACGACCUUCGCAAAGAAGUCUUGGCAAUGUGCAACGAGCGCCUGGAGCUGCAGUCGGAAGUGCGUGAUCUUAAGGAAAUGUCCCUCCGAUUCUUUUGAAUAAACUGUAGACCCACCA